UAGCCAUGACAUGCUCUUGUUCUUUCUGAAUUCUCAUCAAUCCAACGCAUCCCUUCAAUCCAAUCACUGAAUAAAAAGCUAAUUUUGCAAAGCCCAAUUGCUUAUUUGUUUCUUUUCACAUAUUAAUCUGAUAAUUAAAUAAAAGGAUUCUUUUUUCUUCUUUUUAAAAAGCUGGCCACAUCUCUGUAUCUGUGAGUCUUUGGCCUAUGUUUUGGCUUUUUCUGUUGUGUUUGUAUCUUUGUGGUAUAUAUUAAGAAAAGAAAGAAUUAUAAUAGAGGGAGAUGAUGAUGUUGAAUGGAUAUGGUAGAGACCUUCAGUGAAGGAAGAAACAUAGCUCAAACAUAGAAUUUGUUGGGAUCAGUUCAUAUUCCAACAUCAUCAGAUCUCAAGAUUACCACCUUUUUCUGUUUUCUUUCUCGAGAAAAUUUCCUUUUUAUUCAUUCUAAUUGUGUAAAGACAGCAACUUUGAAGAAUUAUUGAUACUUGAAAGAGCAGGAUUUGUGGUUGCUAUUGAGUGAAAAAAGCAUCUAUCUUUUCUUUAUGUUUAGCGAAUUGGUUCUGAUUCUGAGAGUGCCCCUUUUAUUGUAAAUGGGUCAAAAGCAAUGUUGAAGAAGUGAUUUUGUAUGCAAAGAAUGUAUUUGUUGUUGUGUUAAUGUUUUUAUGGGGAGGCAAGUAAUCCCUUUUCUGAGAAGGUAAAUUGUAGAAAAUAGUAAUGGAGAGAAAGUGUUGUAUGCUGUGGCAUGUGGGACUGCUGGUUUUAACAUUGAUGGAGAUUUGUUAUGCUUCUCUUUCCCCUACUGGUAUCAAUUAUGAAGUUGUUGCUUUGACGGAAAUUAAGAAGGCCUUACAUGAUCCUUACAAUGUUCUGGAGAAUUGGGAUGUCACUUCUGUCGACCCUUGCAGUUGGAGAAUGGUCACAUGUACAAAUGAUGGAUAUGUUUCUUCUCUUGGACUACCUAGUCAAAGUUUAUCUGGAACCUUAUCACCUGGAAUUGGAAACCUCACUAAAUUGCAAUCUGUAUUGCUGCAAAACAAUACUAUUUAUGGUCCUAUUCCUGGUGUGGUUGGUAGUUUAGAAAAGCUUGAGACACUUGAUCUUUCCAACAAUAAAUUUGAUGGAGAAAUACCUGCUUCGUUCGGAGACCUCAAUAAUUUGAAUUAUUUACGAUUAAACAACAAUAGCCUCACAGGAUGCAUUCCUCAAUCUCUCUCUAGCAUUGGAGGCCUUUCUCUUGUGGAUGUUUCUUUUAAUAAUCUUAGGGGUCCAUUGCCCAAAAUAUCUGCAAGAGCUUUCAAAGUUGUUGGAAAUCCUUUGAUUUGUGGCCAAAGUUCUGGGAAUAAUUGUUCAGCAGUGUAUCCAGAACCACUGUCCUUCCCACCAGAUAGUUUAGGAGAUCAAAAAGCAGGAAGUAAAAGCCAUCAUGUGGCUGUUGCUCUUGGAGCAAGUUUUGGUGCUGCUUUCUUGGUUAUAAUAGUUAUAGCACUGGUUCUUUGGUGGCGCUACCGACAUAAUCAGCAGAUCUUCUUUGAUGUCAAUGAACAAUAUGAUCCAGAGGUAUGCUUGGGUCACUUGAAAAGGUAUGUCUUUAAGGAACUUCGGACUGCAACUGACCAUUUCAGCUCAAAAAAUAUUUUGGGUAGCGGAGGAUUUGGAGUUGUGUACAAGGGCCGCUUAAAUAAUGGAACUGUUGUGGCUGUCAAAAGAUUGAAGGACUACAAUGCUGUUGGUGGUGAAAUCCAAUUUCAGACAGAAGUCGAGUUAAUUAGUCUGGCUGUCCAUCGAAAUCUUCUCCGUCUUUGGGGUUUUUGUUCAACUGAAAGUGAGCGGCUUCUUGUUUACCCCUAUAUGCCAAAUGGAAGUGUAGCAGCACGAUUAAAAGAUCACAUCCAUGGCAGGCCAGUUUUGGACUGGUCAAGGCGGAAAAGAAUAGCAGUAGGUACAGCAAGAGGGCUAGUAUAUUUGCAUGAGCAGUGUGACCCUAAAAUUAUCCAUCGUGAUGUCAAAGCAGCCAACAUUCUAUUGGAUGAGGAAUUUGAAGCAGUUGUAGGAGAUUUUGGGUUGGCAAAACUCUUGGAUCACCGGGAUUCUCAUGUAACGACUGCUGUCAGGGGCACAGUUGGUCACAUUGCUCCAGAAUAUUUGUCAACCGGUCAAUCAUCAGAGAAGACUGAUGUGUUUGGGUUUGGAAUCUUGCUUCUUGAGCUAAUUACAGGUCAGAAGGCUGUGGACUUUGGACGAGGGGCCAACCAGAAAGGUGUUAUGCUUGAUUGGGUAAAGAAGCUUCAUGUAGAGAAAAAGCUGAACCUUAUGGUGGACAAAGAUUUGAAGAACAACUUUGACCGGAUUGAACUUGAAGAGAUGGUUCAAGUUGCCCUUCUGUGUACCCAAUUCAUUCCAACUUAUCGGCCAAAGAUGUCGGAAGUACUAAGGAUGUUGGAGGGAGAUGGUUUAGCUGAAAAAUGGGAGGCUUCACAAAAAGUGGAGACUCCUAGGUACAGAACGUCUGAAAAUACACCAAAGAGAUAUUCUGAUUAUAUAGAAGAAUCAUCACUAGUAGUUGAAGCAAUGGAGCUUUCAGGACCUAGAUGACAUCUGCUUAUCGUUCUUCUCCUUGCACGUUCUAUCCUUGAAUUGAAAAUGAGAAAUAGCUGUUGGAAUGCAUGUAUUAAUCUGUAAAAAGAACACAAAGUUCCAUGUAUAAUUCGCUUCUUUUAAUCAACAGCUAAGUUCAUAGUUCUCUCCCUCUCAAUUUUGAGAAAAUGUGCCAUUUAUUUUCCGAAGCUGGGGGCAUAAGUCAGCCAUCCUCAUGUACAUUGUUCUGAUUGAAUAAUUAUUAUAUCUAUUAAUAUAUCCAUGCUACUCAUUA
Solanum dulcamara is the source of this 2867-nucleotide messenger RNA. RefSeq names its product protein NSP-INTERACTING KINASE 3. Gene Ontology annotation, biological process: protein phosphorylation. The transcript is spliced from 11 exons. The coding region runs from base 713 to 2590 and encodes 625 amino acids. The record is from RefSeq and is a predicted model, not a curated record. Gene Ontology annotation, molecular function: ATP binding; protein kinase activity; protein binding. NCBI's taxonomy places the organism in Eukaryota, Viridiplantae, Streptophyta, Magnoliopsida, Solanales, Solanaceae.